This is a messenger RNA of Salvia miltiorrhiza (redroot sage), 1887 nucleotides long. Its product is annotated as hydroxymethylglutaryl-CoA synthase. The coding region runs from base 258 to 1640 and encodes 460 amino acids. Gene Ontology annotation, biological process: acetyl-CoA metabolic process. NCBI's taxonomy places the organism in Eukaryota, Viridiplantae, Streptophyta, Magnoliopsida, Lamiales, Lamiaceae. Gene Ontology annotation, molecular function: hydroxymethylglutaryl-CoA synthase activity. The transcript has 12 exons. The record is from RefSeq and is a predicted model, not a curated record.
GUUGGUGAGUGGAAAUUCACGAAGUCUGCAUUUGGGGGCUGUGGAAGCAAAGAAAAUCGGAAAAAUACUGAAUUUAUGCUCAUUUCAUCAUCUCUUCUCUUCCCUAUAUAUAUACUACACACCACCACCUUCCAAUUCUCACACCAUUCAGCCACCCAUUCUCUCUCUACCUCUCUGAUUCCUGAGCUCUGAGACUACUGUGUGUGCUGUUUAACUGAUCCGCUAUUUCCUUCAUUUCGUCAACUCAAGAAGUCGAGAUGGCCAAGAAUGUCGGGAUCCUCGCCAUGGAAAUCUACUUCCCUCCCACUUGCAUCCAGCAGGAGGUAUUGGAAGCUCACGAUGGAGCAAGCAAAGGGAAGUACACAAUUGGGCUUGGCCAAGAUUGCAUGGCAUUUUGUUCGGAGGUUGAAGAUGUCAUUUCGAUGAGCAUGACAGCGGUUACUUCGCUUCUAGAGAAGUACAAUGUUGAUCCGAAGCAGAUUGGACGUCUUGAAGUUGGAAGUGAAACCGUACUCGACAAGAGCAAAUCCAUUAAGACAUUUUUGAUGCCGAUCUUCGAGAAAUGUGGCAAUACUGACAUCGAAGGUGUUGACUCAAGCAAUGCUUGCUAUGGUGGGACUGCAGCACUAUUUAACUGUGUCAAUUGGGUGGAAAGUAGUUCUUGGGAUGGAAGAUAUGGGCUUGUUGUCUGCACCGACAGUGCGGUAUAUGCCGAGGGACCAGCUAGACCUACUGGUGGGGCUGCAGCUAUUGCCAUGCUAAUAGGACCAAAUGCACCCAUUGCUUUUGAAAGCAAGCUUAGGGCGAGUCACAUGGCUCAUGUUUAUGAUUUUUACAAGCCCGACCUUGCCAGUGAAUAUCCAGUUGUUGAUGGCAAGCUUUCUCAGACUUGUUACCUUAUGGCACUGGAUGCUUGUUACAAAGGCUUCUGCCAAAAGUUUGAGAAGCAGGAGGGCAAGCAGUUCUCGAUCUUGGAUGCCGACUACUUUGUAUUUCAUUCUCCAUACAACAAGCUUGUACAGAAAAGCUUCUCUAGAUUGUUGUUCAAUGACUUUUCGAGAAAUGCCAGCUCCAUCGAUGAGGCUGCUAAAGAAAAGCUGGCACCAUUUUCAUCAUUAAGCAACGAGGAAAGCUACCAAAGUCGUGAUCUUGAGAAGGCAUCUCAACAAGUCGCUAAACCUUUCUUUGAUACCAAGGUGCAACCAUCUACUCUCGUCCCAAAACAAGUGGGAAACAUGUAUACUGCAUCGCUCUAUGCUGCAUUUGCUUCCCUCAUCCACAACAAAAGUAGCACUUUGGCUGGGCAGAGGGUCAUAUUGUUUUCCUACGGCAGUGGUCUGUCAGCCACCAUGUUCUCUCUUCGUUUCACUGAGGGAGAACAUCCUUUCAGCCUGUCCAACAUUGCAUCUGUUAUGAACGUUUCAGAGAAGUUGAAGUCGAGGCACGAGUUCCCACCAGAGAAAUUUGUCGAACUGAUGCAGCUCAUGGAGCACAGAUAUGGAGGCAAAGACUUCAUCACAAGCAAGGACUGCAGCCUUCUUGCACCAGGUACAUACUAUCUCACUGAAGUCGACUCCAAAUACCGAAGAUUCUAUGCCAAGAAGGCCAUUGCGAAUGGCACAGUUGCGAACGGCCACUGAAGAUGUGAUAUGCCAUAAAGUUGGCUCUUCUUCUGUCUAGUUGAUUCAGCACAUAGAAAAAUAAUCUAAUCUAUUUUCAUUGUUUGAUACAAGCAUCUGAGUUGGUUUGACAGAUGAAUUAUUAUCUGUAGUUUCUUUAUCAUUGUUUUUCUCUCUCUUGGAUUCUGGAAAAGGACCAUUUUAGAUGGGUGUAUUCUAUUCUACAUCUUAAUGAAUUGAAUUGAGCCUAGCCGGCUCGUUUCCUACA